Messenger RNA from Anthostomella pinea, 795 nucleotides. Lineage: Eukaryota; Fungi; Ascomycota; Sordariomycetes; Xylariales; Xylariaceae. The record is from the annotation of a GenBank genome assembly.
AUGCGCACGCGGAUCCCAAAGCCAGAUGACUUUGCGCCCCUGGCCCCCUCGUUGCACGUGUCUCUGGUCUUUCCAGAAGUCCCCGAAACCACGACAGCCAUUCUCAUCCUUUUUCACGGGCUCGGCGACUCUGAAGUCUCGUUCACCACACUCGCCAAGAGCCUGAACCUACCCGGCAUUCUUGCCAUAUCCGUCCGUGGUAUCUCACCCUUACCACCGUCCCUACUUGGUCUGCCGGAGUCUGAAGCCUCAGCUCCUACAAAGAAUUUCCACUGGGGAGAUGAUCUGACCAUGUCGCCUUCCACCGGAGAGCUGGAUCCCGACCCGGGCUUUUCGAAGGCCGAGGAGCUGGUCUUGGGAAAGCUGAUCCAGGAAACUCUCGUUGGGAAGUGUGGAUGGGAGACCAAUGACAUCAUGCUAUUUGGCUUCGGUCAAGGCGGUUCCCUCGCUCUUGGCUUGUCGUCAAGACUACAUGGUGGGCAGCGAGUCGUCGACGUGACUGAAGGGGAGGGGGCCACCGGCAAACUGUUCAAAGGCGCUAUAUCAAUCGGCGGUCCGCUGCCCACGAGCAUGAUACCAACCUUGAGUGCAAGAGAGAAGGCGCGGACACCGGCUCUUAUCUGUCACGGAAGAAACAGCGAGGUGCUUGAUGACGACGCUAUCGAGGUCAUCAAGAAAGAGUUUGUGGAUGUGCGCGAGGCCAAGUGGAAGAAGAACGAUGAUGGUAUGCCCAAUAGCCGGGAGGAAAUGCUGCCCAUCAUGCAGUUCUUCGCCGAAAGAUUGCGCGCGUGGUAG